AGAAUAAGUAUCAAUUGAAUAACUUGUUAGUUAGUCGCGAGCUUAGUAUCUAAAGAUAGUAGCUCUGGAGUUUUUAUUUUCCAGUGAGUUAGGUCUUGACGAGAGCAUGUUAAAAAUAUUCAAAGUUGAAGUAUAUGGAAGCUUGUUAGUUUUUUUUUUUUUUUGUAAAGUAAAAUGUUACUUAUUUUUAAAUGUGUUGUGGAAGUGUAAAGUGUUGAAGUGUUGAUCUAAGCUAUAAUCCAGCUAGUUAAAAUUUCGAGCUAGUUCUUCUUCAACCAACCCAAAUUCACCAAAUACUCCAAAAUGUUUCUAACAGAUAAGACAAAAAAACAUAAUGCCAUUUUAGCUGCUAUGUGUGCUAAUAUGUCAAAUUUUGCCCUUGGAACUUGCAUAGGAUGGACAUCUCCUGUUAUGCCUAAGCUAAGCGAUCACACUUAUGAUAGUCCACUCUCUGAGGCCGUAACAGUUACUCAACAAGGCUGGAUUAGUUCACUUAUCACAAUUGGAGCUAUAACAACUUCACUCAUAGCGGGACCAUUGGGCGGAAAAAUUGGAAAGAAAUUAGUUCUUCUUAUCGGUACAGUUUUAAUAGAAGUUUCUUACAUAUUACUUCUAUUGGCAACUGAUGUAUGGAUGUUGUAUGUUGCUCGAUUACUACAAGGUAUUGCUGGAGGUCUUUUAAUUGCAACACUGCCAAUGUAUGUUGGUGAAAUUUCCACAAACGAACUGCGAGGAGCCCUUGGUUCCCUAAUGACGCUUUUUAUGUGUGGUGGAAUUCUGUACGCCUACUGUAUCGGUCCUUAUGUAAGUUACAUUGCCUUCCAGUGGUACUGUUUGGCAGUUCCAAUAUUUUUUGUUGGAACUUUCAUCUUUAUGCCAGAAACACCUUAUCAUUUGGCUAAAAAUGAUCGCAAAGAUGACUUGUUGAAAGCCUUAAAAUUCCUCCGAGCAACAAACGAUAAGGCUAUUGAAGAUGAAAUGAAUCAAAUUCAGACCUCAGUCAAUGAAGAUUUAUCUAAAAAUGGAUCAAUGUUAGAUAUUUUCCGUGAUCGAGGCAAUUUCAAAGCACUCGCCAUUUGUUGUGGUUUAUUGGUAUUUCAACAAUGCAGUGGAGCAACAGCAGUAACAUUCAACAGUCAAUCGAUCUUUGAAAGUGCCAAAUCAACUUUAGACCCUGCUGUGGCAGCUAUUAUUCUUGGUCUAACUCAAUUAAUUUCGAAUCUUCUAACACCGUUUGUAAUAGAACGAACUGGUCGAAAAGUUAUCCUUAUAGCUUCGGCUCUUUUAAUGAGUGUAUCAUUAUUUGGAUUGGGAGCAUUUUUCUAUGUUCAAGCAUUUGGUAAUGAGUCGGCAAUAACGUGGAUUCCAGUACCAGCUUUAAUUCUAUUUAAUAUCGCUUAUGCAUUUGGAUUUGGUCCAGUUCCAUGGGCAAUACUUGGUGAAGUAUUCCCAUCAAAUGUCAAACCAAUUGGUGCAUCAUUAGCAUCGACAUUUUCUUGGACAACUUCAUUCUUGGUGACACGUUGGUUCCCAGAAUUGAAUGCUUUGGGACCAUAUUAUGCAUUUUUCAUGUUUGGAAGUAUGAUUUUCAUCUCAAUAUUCUUUAUUCUAUUUUAUGUAAUAGAAACUAAAGGACUUACAUUCCAAAAGAUUCAGGAAAAAUUACAUUCUUAGACAAAUGUAUACAAAAAUAUUAUUGA
Molecule: messenger RNA, 1700 nt
Organism: Episyrphus balteatus (marmalade hoverfly)
Lineage: Eukaryota; Metazoa; Arthropoda; Insecta; Diptera; Syrphidae
Product: facilitated trehalose transporter Tret1-like
Exons: 5
Coding region: 304-1674 (456 amino acids)
Biological process (GO): transmembrane transport; carbohydrate transport
Cellular component (GO): membrane
Molecular function (GO): sugar transmembrane transporter activity
Source: RefSeq, a predicted model, not a curated record